GCUAAAGCUAAUGAUAGCGAACACUGACAGCUGCCGGUUCUGUAGCAGUCUGGGUGCUCAGACAGAAAAAUGGCUGAGGCGGUGGCAAAGGUGGCCCAGAGGGUUAAUGAGGCAGUAGAGGAAGGCAAAGACAGUCUGGACCUGUCGAACUGCCAGCUUGUUUCUUUCCCUGACGGUGUGUUCAAGCUCCUGAGGAACGUCACAGAAAACAUCUGUGUCAUCACGUUGGCGGAUAAUAAGCUAAAGUCCAUCUCCAGCAAGUUCUUUGAAACUUUUACUCAUCUCAGAGAACUUGACCUGCAGGGUAAUGUUCUCACCAAACUGCCUGACACUGUGGGGGAAAUGGAGCAUUUGACCUUCAUCAGUCUGGCUCAUAACAGCUUCUCCAUCUUUCCCGACAAGCUGGCUGAAAUCGCCUCUCUGGAGAAGAUUGACCUUGAGGGAAACAGCCUCGUCGAAAUACCUCUGGAGAAGCUGUCCAUCAUGCCAUCUCUGAAGUCGCUAAACCUAAAGUCAAAUCCUUUGGAUGUCAACGCUCGGUCUGCUCUGACAUCUCCCCACAAAUUUGAGAUUUUGCUGGCAAACGAGUCGUAAAACAUGUCAAAAGUAUUUGACACCAGAUACAGACUGUAUGCUUUGUGCCUUUAGUUGCUUUGA
This is a messenger RNA of Nematolebias whitei (Rio pearlfish), 657 nucleotides long. It is a transcript of the gene lrrc20, whose product is annotated as leucine rich repeat containing 20. Lineage: Eukaryota; Metazoa; Chordata; Actinopteri; Cyprinodontiformes; Rivulidae. The record is from RefSeq and is a predicted model, not a curated record. The coding region runs from base 70 to 594 and encodes 174 amino acids. Gene Ontology annotation, molecular function: protein binding. The transcript has 5 exons.